AUGGCGCAGCCCACCCUCGAGCGCCUGCACUCAGGCAGCUCGGAGGCGGCGCCCGAGGGCGUGCGCACGACGCGCUCGCCGCUGGCUUUCUUCCAGAAGAAGCACCUGUGGAAGUGGGCGGCGGCGUUCGGCGCGCUCGCCACGGCGCUGAUCCUCAUCAUUACCAUCCCCUGGGCAAUGCAGAAGGACGACCCCGCGCCGGGCUCCGGCGGCGGGCAGGCGCCCUCGCUGCCCAGCAACCCGGUCCCGAGCGGCACGUUCCCGACGCUGACGGGCAGCCAGGCGGCGCUGGACACGCUGAUCUCGGCCUCGUUCGCGUCGAACCGCCGCGCGCUGCUCCAGGUGACGGCGGCGCAGGUGGAGACGGCGUUCCUGACUCUGGUCCAGAGCAAGUACGCCGCGCAGGGCGUGUCGCCGCUGUCGGUCCUGCUUCUCGUCUUCAUCCGCACCAUCUUCGCGGACGCGAACGCGGCGAACGCGGCGAGUAGCGGCGCCCUGGCAGCGCUCCAGAGCAUCUCGCCGGCCGACACGAUCCCGGGUCUGAGGAUCACGUCCAUCACGGCACCCACCGGGUUCGCCCGGGUCACGGCGCCGCCGCCGACGAACCCACCGGUGAUCCCGCAGACCGCUGGGCCCACGUCCGGCCCGCAGGCCACGUCCGGCCCGCAGGCCACGGCGGGGCCGGCAACCUCGGCGCCGGCGACGACGGUCGGCAGCACGACGCCCGCGGCCACCACGGUCUUCGUGAAGCCCCCUGACACCUUCACGGCCAUCAAGCGUCCGAACGGCGUCCUGGGGCCGUGCAACGCCUCGUGCAUCGAGCUCGACGGCAGCACGAACGCCCGCCAGACCAUCCCGGUGGACUGCAUCCAGCUGACGUGGAACAUCUCGCGCGGCCAGUACGAGCAGGCGGCCAACGUGUCGACCGCAGUGUGCGCGGCGAACAACGUCACCGUCCCGGAGCUCACGCAGGCGUGCGCCGUGCCCCCGCCGGCGUGCGUCAGCUACACCACCAUCAAGACCCUCAACCCGUCGUUCGAGUGCCUGUCGCAGUGCGACCAGAACGAGAAGUACUACAACGAGACCCUGCAGUGCCAGAACGACGUGACCAAGGGCCUCGUCUCCCUGGACCUCUGCGGCGCCACGUACGAGAACCAGAACAUCACCUUCAUCUCGUGCUUCAACACCUCGAUCGACUGCACCGUGCCCCGGUUCGAGUACCAGGGCUACGGCGCGUGCAGCGCGCCGUGCAGGGCGCCCGGCGCGGCGGUCCCGACCCAGACGCGCACGCCGGUGUGCCUGAACUCGAACGACACGAUCAUCGACAACUCCCUCUGCGCGGGCCAGCCGCUGACGAUCUCCCGGCCGUGCAACCCGCAGUCCUGCCUGUCGUACUCGUUCGUCGAGGGCGCGUACGGCAGCUGCUCGCUGAACGGCCAGGCGGUGACGUGCGUCAACACCUUCGACCCCCCCGCGCCGACGCGGACCCGCACGAUCACGUGCAAUGAGACGGACGCCCGCACGGGCAUCGUGAGGACCGUGGACAACGGGAACUGCACGGCGGCAGGCCUGACGGUGCCGGUGUCCUCGGAGCAGUGCUCCCUCGAGCUGUGCCCGGGCGUGAGCGUGUGCGACGCCGUCAACUGCCAGAACGGCGCCAUCUGCUUCGAGGUGGCGACCGAGGCGGGCUACCAGUGCGGCCUCGCGGGCACGUCGCCGCCGGCGUGCCCCACGGGCUUCCGCGGCCUGCUGUGCGAGAUCGACGCGAGCUGCGCCGCGCCGGGCAUCAUCUUCAACGACCCGGCGAACAACAACCAGCCCGCGUGCUGCCAGUCCGGCACGCUGCGGCCGAACAACACGUGCUGCCCCGUGCUCGCGAGCGGCAACCGCCCGGUCGUCGACAGGGACGGGGCGUGCUGCGACACGGCCGACUACAACCCCAUCUGCAACUCGUGCACGGAGAAGGGGACCUUCGUGGACGUGGACGGCAAGUGCUGCGACGGGUUCAAGGACAGCGCCGGCCGCUGCUGCACGGGCGCGCUCGACGAGUGCGGCUUCUGCGACGGCCGCAACGUGAACUGCCAGUACAACGUCACGGUCGACUUCGGGCCCUCGACGAACCCGUGCUCGGCCACCCAGCUGGAGUCGUACAACACGUGGGUCGGCGUGACGCUGCGCAUCCGGUCGAACCGCACCGCCGUGGGCACCAACCGCGACAACUCGAAGCAGUGCGCCACCAACGCCCAGGGCGGCGCCCAGGUGUCGUUCCUCAUCGGCGCCGUGGAGUUCUCCGACGACGAGGCCCUCUCGCAGGCCGUGAUCACCGCGCGCAUCUCCGUCGCGAACAAGACGGUCCUGACCUUCGAGCCCAGCGCUGGGCGGAGGCUCGAGGAGACGAGCAUCAGCGACGAGGACGCCGCGCGCGCGAUGCGCAUGCUCAACGACAUGGAGUCGCGCGGGCUCGACGUCCGCGAGCAGGCGCGCGCGCUGCAGCAGGUCUCGGCGGCGGUGUCGACCUUCUGCUUCAACUUCAUCUCGUUCUACCGCAGCUUCUCGUUCCGCGGUUGCUUCACGUUCGCGCGCAUCAGGAUCCCGCUGGGCACCAUCACGAACCGGCGGUCGGCCGUCUCGACGGGCAGCACGGUGAAGUCGGGCACGGACUGCCAGUCGAGCAGCAAUUGCAACCUGAAGCUUGUCAUCAAUUCGCAGGGGCUGUACGACGGGCUCGGAGACUGCAUCCCCAGCGACCCGCUCGUGAACAAGUGCGUCAACGACAGAAUCUUCUCGUUCUCGUGCCCCGUCGGGUCGCUGAUCCCGACGACCUGCUCUGGCCGCGGGCGUUGCCGCCUGGUGAGUCGGACCUCGAGCUUGCCUAACGCGGCGCCCUUCCUGCCGACGUGCCGGUGCUUUGGCCUCGCCGCCGGGUUCGACUGCGGCGACUGCAAGAACGGCUUCCGGAAGGUGACCUUCGUGUACUCGUUCUUCACGUUCAACUUCCGCACGCGGCAGUUCGCGUUCGUCAGCUACCGCGGGAUCUACUGCUACAAGUUCACGCCCAUCAGGCGCACCACGACGACGGCUGCUCCGCAGACGACGGUCCCGCCGGUCACCACGGUGCCCGCCGCGACCAACGGCACGAACACGACCGCGCCGCCCCAGAACACGACGUCGUCGCGUCGCAUGGCCGCGCAGAUCAAGGCGCACUCGCAGCCGAUCUUCGUCCGGAGCUCCAAGGCCCGGGAGGACAGGCCGGCCGUCGAGCUGCCCAUGCACCUGGAGCCCGUGAGGCGCUCCCUCGGCGACAAGGUCAAGAUCAACGAGGACGGCGUCGAGGAGGUCAGCACUGUUGUUGCCUUCACCGACUCCCCCGGCAAGGGCGGCGCCUUCACGUGCACGGACGCGUGCGCGGCGCAGGGCCGCCAGUGCGAGGAGAUCGCGACGCGGCACCUCGCGCAGGACGUCGAGGCGUGCGGCACUAUGGUCCGCCACGCCGUCAACAUCGAGGCGCAGCACCUCGGGUUCGACGUGUCGGGCUUCGAGGGCGGCUGCUCCUACAUGCCCGACUCGGGCGAUGCGUACCUGCUCGCCACCAAGGGCGGCUCGGAGGCCGGCGCCUGCGACGCGACCGCCGUCCCGACGCACAAUGUGCGCCGUGUGUGCGUGUGUGCGUAA
Molecule: messenger RNA, 3672 nt
Organism: Pedinophyceae sp. YPF-701
Lineage: Eukaryota; Viridiplantae; Chlorophyta; Pedinophyceae
Source: the annotation of a GenBank genome assembly